Molecule: messenger RNA, 1161 nt
Organism: Cryptotermes secundus
Lineage: Eukaryota; Metazoa; Arthropoda; Insecta; Blattodea; Kalotermitidae
Product: proline-rich protein 4
Exons: 3
Coding region: 31-1161 (376 amino acids)
Source: RefSeq, a predicted model, not a curated record
GUCAGCCAAAUCGCACCAAGAGACAUCGCCAUGAAACUACAUACAUUCGUCUUGUUUCUUGUGGGCGUGGUGAUGGCCGAAGAGGAGCAAGCGAAGCAUGAGAAGAGGGGGCUGGAGGACCUAGGAAUUGGCGGCUUUGAGGGUGGCUACAGCUACGGGGAUGGUCACAGUAUUGACCAGAGGCAAGAGCACGUCAAGACUAUUGUCAUCACCAAAGAGAUCAAAGUUCCCGUCCCCCAGCCGUAUCCAGUUGAGGUCAUCAAGAAAGUUCCAUACCCUGUGAAGGUCCCUGUGGAGGUCAAAGUUAUAAAACCCUACCCAAUUGAAGUACCCAAACCUUACCCUGUGUAUGUAGAGAAAAAGAUCCCCUACCCUGUGGAAAAGAGAAUUCCUUACCCUGUCAAGGUCCCUGUUGAGGUACCUGUCCCUGUUAAGGUACCUGUCCAUAUCCCCAAACCCUACCCUGUCCACGUGCCUAAACCCGUCCCUGUACCUCAACCUGUCUACAUCGAGAAAAAAUUCCCGAUAUACACCAAGAAACCUGACAUCUAUAGCGGAUUUGAAGGCCUCAGCUUUGACUCCGGUCACGGCGACUUUGUCUUCGGACUGGGUGCGGCUGAACAACAGAAACGCGGCCUAGAAGAGUACGCAUAUGGUGGAGGAAUUAUAGAGGGCGGUGGUGAGCAGGAGCACCAGCAGGAGCACGUGAGAACCAUCAUAAUCACCAAGAAAGUGCCCUACCCUGUCCCCAAGCCCUACACGGUCACGGUCGAGAAGAAAGUCCCCUACGAAGUCAAAGUUCCUGUGCACGUGACCGUCCCUAAACCCUACCCUGUGGAAGUACCGAAACCUUACACCGUAGUGGUGGAGAAGAAAGUUCCAUACACCGUUGAGAAGAAGGUACCUUACGAGGUUAAAGUCCCUGUCAAGGUACCGUACCCCGUGCCUCACCAUAUUGAGGUUCCCAAGCCCUACCCCGUGCACGUCCCUAAGCCCGUUCCCGUCCCUCACCCUGUGUAUGUCGAGAAGAAGGUACCAGUUUACCUCUCUCACGAAGAAGAGGGUCUGAUCAGUGGCGGCACCGAGCAGCACGGACAAGCUGAGAGUUACAGUAGCUUCAGUCUGGGGGGUGGCCAGGAAUAUGGUCACGGAGGCUACUAA